CCUUGAGCGCAAGUUCAACCUCACAUUAUUCACUAGUGGCACGAAUCAGAGCUAGUUGCCUGCCUUCAUACACAUAGCUUGGGGUCUACCUACCAAUCGUCGAUCACACUGAACAUCAGUCACGCUUUACCAAGCCUCACGAACCUCCAGCAAGCGCGGUAACCCAAGUGCUAACGUCAUUGGAGCCAGGGUCAGCAAUCCUGCAACACCAAGGCUUACUUGGAUGAAUAACGACCACUUCGAACAUUUUUCAGAUUUGGACUCUUGACGCAGAAUCUUGUCACCAUGGCUGCCACAACGGUCAAAAAGUCCAAGAUCGCCCACCAUGCGAGAAGGUUUGCUGUGGAGAGCGAACCGGGUCUCACGUCCGCCCAGCUUAUGCUCUACAACCACGAUCUUGCACCCGUCGAGCCUGAGCGUCGCCAGUGGGGCGCGUGGAACUUUGUUGGAUUCUGGAUCGCUGAUUCCUUCAACAUCAACACAUGGAUGAUUUCAGGAUCGAAUAUUGCCGACGGACUCUCAUGGUGGCAGUCCUGGUUGUGCGUGUGGAUUGGAUACACCAUUGCGGCGUGCUUCGUUUGCAUGACUGGCCGUAUCGGUGCCACCUACCACAUUUCGUUCCCCGUUGUGAACCGCUCGUCCUUCGGUAUUUGGGGUUCUCUCUGGCCAGUAUUCAACCGAGCCGCCAUGGCGUGUAUUUGGUACGGUGUACAAGGCUGGAUUGGAGGCACUUGCGUAUACCUCAUGAUCCGAUCUAUCUGGAGCAACUGGCGAGACCCCGAGACUGAAGGACCAGGUGGUGUUACAAACGGUAUUCCAAAUUCUGGUACAAACACUGUUCACUUCGUAUCGUUCGUCUUCUUCUGGCUUGGAUCCUUACCAUUUCUCUGGCCUGCUGUGCACAAGAUCCGUCACUUAUUCACAGUAAAGGCGUACGUUGUUCCCACCGCUGGCAUUGCGUUUUUCAUCUGGGCAGUCGUUCGUGCCAAAGGUAUCGGCCCCAUUGUUCAUCAGUCCGGCAAAGUCCACGGCUCCGAGCUUGGGUGGCUCAUGGUCCGCGGCAUCAUGUCCGCGAUUGCUAAUUUCGCUACUCUGAUCGUCAAUGAUCCCGACUUUGCGCGAUUUGCCCGCAAGCCUUCGGAUGCCUUCCUUCCUCAGCUCCUCACCAUCCCCAUCGGCUUCGCCAUAACAUCCUUCAUCGGCAUCAUUGUGUCCUCAUCCUCGACCGUCAUCUUCGGUGGCGACCCAAUAUGGAACCCUCUAGACCUUCUCAAAGCCUUCCUCGAAGAAGGCGGUAGCGGUCAACGAUUCGGAGUCUUUAUUAUCUCCGCAGCUUUUGCACUCGCUCAGCUCGGCACGAAUAUCGCUGCGAAUUCCAUCUCCGCCGGCACAGACAUGAGCGCUCUACUGCCGCGCUGGAUCAGCAUCCGUCGCGGAUCCUACAUCUGCGCGCUCGUCGGCCUCGUCAUGUGUCCAUGGAACCUGCUUAGCAGCACGAAUAGCUUCACCACCUACCUCUCCGCCUACAGCGUGUUUCUAUCUUCCAUCGCGGGCGUUAUGAUCAGCGACUACUACCUCGUCCGCAAGGGCUACCUUCAAAUCAAGGAUCUCUAUUCUGGAAAGAAGACAGGCCCGUACUACUACACGCUUGGAUUUCACUGGCGCGGAUAUGUAGCCUAUAUCGCAGGCAUCAUGAUCAACGUCGUCGGUUUCGCGGGCGCGAUCGGUCGCGAAGUCCCCAUCGGCGCCAAACGCAUCUACGACUUGAACUUCUUCGCGGGCUUCCUCGUUGCGAGCAGUGUGUACUGGGGCCUUUGCAAAAUUAGUCCUGUGCCUGCAACGAGCGAUGUGUGGUGUGAGGUGGGCGAUGAGAUCCUGGAUAUCAGUGUUGCGUACUCGGAUAGCGAACCGGAUAAGUAUGAUGAGGAGGCAGCGUGUGGGGGAAAGGGGGCGGUGAGCAAGGUUGGAGAGGCGGAGGAUGCACAUCAUAGAUUUUGAGGGGCGCUGGCAUUGACUGUCUUGUUCACGACAUACCCAGGGGAAGAUUUUACGACAUUGUCGCUUCGGAGUUCGUUUGUUUGAUAGAUCAUGAUAUACCAAUUCCGAUUAUAUCGCAUGUUAUGUAAUUCAC
This is a messenger RNA of Didymella exigua CBS 183.55, 2131 nucleotides long. RefSeq names its product uracil permease. The transcript has 2 exons. Gene Ontology annotation, biological process: transmembrane transport; nucleobase transport. The coding region runs from base 286 to 1998 and encodes 570 amino acids. Gene Ontology annotation, cellular component: plasma membrane. The record is from RefSeq and is a predicted model, not a curated record. NCBI's taxonomy places the organism in Eukaryota, Fungi, Ascomycota, Dothideomycetes, Pleosporales, Didymellaceae. Gene Ontology annotation, molecular function: nucleobase transmembrane transporter activity.